AUGGCAGACCUCGACUAUACAUCACAUCUUCGCCUGAUUCGCGACUACUGGGGCGAGUUCCGGUCUGUGCACGGACGCAAGAGGCCUGACCGAAUCCCGCGUCCCGUCAUGCACACCCAACGCGCCUUCCUGGUUGCGAUCUGUCAUUAUCCCAACAAGAAGAUGACCUCGAAGCCCAUGUACCGACCGUUCAACUGGUUUUUCCUGUGCAACCAGGCGCUGAUGUUCACGGCCAUGGCCUGUGCUGUGCACGAGUCCACGAAUAUCAUCGACAUGGGUGACGACUUGGUGUGGAUCAUUGGGGUGGCUCUGAUCUGGACCAAAUCAUAUUUCGUUCAUGAGCACGCCAACGAUAUGGACGAGGUCAUAAGGGACUUUGCCUACUACGACGAAGUGGUCCGUCCGAGCCACGAUGACGAGAUUUUGGAAUGGCAGAGCUACGCGUACAUCAUAGAGUCUUACAUGAGCUUCGGUUUUUUUGCACUCUUGCAUAUGUUCAGCAUUGCCAUUUGCUUGCUGCCGCUGUUUGGCGAGGGCCGACUGCCGUACCACGUGCUCAUGCCCUUCGACUGGCAUCGGCACGACCUCCACCCGUGGGCGCACUGGGUGGUCUAUGUGUGGCUAAGCCUCAGCUCCCACCACAACUUGUUAACCAUUCUGAAUGUGGAGAUCGUAGGCUUCAGCACGGUCAUCCAGACAGCACUCAAUCUCAAGCUACUCGGCAUUGAGCUCCGAAAGUUGGGCGAUCUCAAGUCCCUUAGCGACGAUCAAUUCCACAUUGAGUUCCGUCGGGUGAUUCGCUACCACCAGCACAUCAUCAACUUGGUGGACAAGGCCAAUCGUGCGUUCUACGCCACGUUCAUUACCCAGAUGAUAGCCAGUUUUGCAAUGAUCUCGAUAACCACCUUCGAGACAAUGGUAGCCGCUGAAACUGAUCCCAGGAUGGCCUUGAAAUUCGUGAUCUUCACUAUGAUCGUGUUCAUGCAGUUGUCCGCUUGGUGCACGGCCGGAAGCUACGUUCACCAUUUGUCCACGGAGAUCGCUCAGGAGGCGUUCGCAAUCUCCGACUGGCACACCAAGUCUGUGCAAAUUCAGCGGGAUCUCGGCUUUAUCAUUCUACGCGCCCAGAAACCAUUAGUCUUUGUGGCCGAGCCGUGUAUGCCCUACACUCUGGGAACCUACAUGAUUGUGCUCAAGCAAUGCUAUAGACUACUCGCCGUGCUGCGCGAGUCCAUGUAG
Messenger RNA from Drosophila subobscura, 1239 nucleotides. Its product is annotated as odorant receptor 47b-like. The record is from RefSeq and is a predicted model, not a curated record. Gene Ontology annotation, cellular component: plasma membrane. The transcript has 6 exons. Gene Ontology annotation, molecular function: odorant binding; olfactory receptor activity. Lineage: Eukaryota; Metazoa; Arthropoda; Insecta; Diptera; Drosophilidae. Gene Ontology annotation, biological process: sensory perception of smell; detection of chemical stimulus involved in sensory perception of smell. The coding region runs from base 1 to 1239 and encodes 412 amino acids.